AGCCUGCAUUGUUUAAGAUUGAGCUGAGACAUGGAGAGUUCAGCUGGGUGAUCAAGAGAAAGGAGAAACACUUCAUGGACCUCCACAGAGAACUGGUCCGAUACAAGAUGUUCAUGAGGGUACCGCUACCUUCCCGCAGCCACACAACGAGGAGGAGGACAAUGAAGAAGAGUGAAGCCCAGACAUAUGCCGGAGCUACCGCGUGGCGGAGAUGAGUUGGCACAAGACGAACAGGUCUACAGCAGAAGGAAACAGCUGGAAGAUUAUCUGAACAAGCUACUAAGGAUGGCCAUGUACAGGAAAUACUACCAUACUAUGGAGUUUAUAGACGUCAGCCAGAUGUCCUUCAUCCAUGACCUGGGACCUAAAGGACUGGAGGGGAUGAUACACAAGCGUUCUGGAGGUCAUCGUAUCCCAGGCUUGAACUGCUGUGGUCACAGUGAAGUCUGCUACCGCUGGUCUAAACG
Salvelinus sp. IW2-2015 is the source of this 467-nucleotide messenger RNA. Its product is annotated as phospholipase D1. NCBI's taxonomy places the organism in Eukaryota, Metazoa, Chordata, Actinopteri, Salmoniformes, Salmonidae. The record is from RefSeq and is a predicted model, not a curated record. Gene Ontology annotation, molecular function: phosphatidylinositol binding.